AUGCCACAGCCGACCGACAUCCCCUCGUUUGCGAGCACGCAACUGACGCUCCUCUCCGCCGAGCUCGAGGCCGAGCUCUCAGAAACCAACGAGCUCCUCACGUCGCACACGCCCUCAGCACUAGCGCGGGCAGGCCUCGCAAUCCUAAACCUUAACAUCACCUCUAUACGCACAGGGUUGGGCGGCAAAACCGUGCUCGAGCUCGGACUCGACAGCGCAGUCGUAAACAAAGGCGCUGCCCCGGAUAUCCCUGAACACGGGAUCCGUGUGGGGGAUAUUGUGGCGGUGCAGGAGCAGGUUGGGGCGAGUGCGAAGAAAGGGGAGAAGAGGGAGGCGGCGAAGAGGGGGGUCGAAGGCGUAGUGUUGAGGGUGAGACGGGAGAAUGUUGAGGUUGUGCUGGAUAAGGAGGAGGAUGGGGUAAACGGGGGUGGCAGGUUGUGGAUAGUCAAGUUGGCCAACGAUGUCACAUACAAGCGGAUGAACCAGACUAUGAACAGGCUACAGAAGCUAGGGGAUCAGGACUAUUCACCCUUCAUGCGAGUGUUGUUUGGACAGGCGUCGCCGUCUCCACUCCCAACGGAUCUUAAUGAUCCUUCGAAUCCACUACACAAACUCGAGUGGAUCGAUCCUUCCCUGAACGAUAGUCAGAAAGAAGCGAUUAGGUUCGCAUUAGCCUCGAGAGAGGUUGCUCUCAUUCACGGACCACCGGGCACAGGCAAGACGCAUACGCUUAUCGAGCUGAUCUUGCAGUUACUCAAGCAAAAGCUACGUCUGCUAGUAUGCGGUCCGUCCAACAUAUCGGUAGACAAUAUUGUCGAGCGGCUAGCCUCUCACAAGGUACCCAUGGUGCGCUUGGGACAUCCAGCGCGGCUACUGCCCUCAGUCCUCAGCCAUUCUCUAGACGUACUCACACGGACUUCAGAAGCGGCUGCAUUGGUAGAAGAUGUGCGCAAAGAAAUGGACGAAAAACAGGCAUCGAUUCGCAAGACGCGUAAUGCAAAGGAGCGACGACAGAUCUACACUGAGCUGAAAGAGCUGCGUCAAGAGUUCCGAGAGCGAGAAAAGGGAUGCGUCAACAACCUGGUCACAGGUAGCAAGGUGGUGCUGGCCACGCUACACGGCGCAGGUGGAUUCCACCUCAAGGGGCAAGAGUUUGACGUUGUUAUUGUGGAUGAGGCAAGUCAGGCGUUGGAAGCACAAUGCUGGGUGCCGCUUCUGUGGACAAAGGCGAAUAAACUAGUACUUGCAGGAGACCAUCUCCAGCUUCCGCCUACGAUCAAAUCCCUGAACUCCAAGGAGGCCAAGACGGCCAAAAAGAGCAAGGACAAGAAGACCAAGGGUGCAGAGGAUAAUGCGGAUAGAUCCAUGUUAAAGCAAGGAGAAGGUAUAACACUGGAGACGACACUGUUCGAUCGACUUCUGGCCUUGCACGGCCCGUCGAUCAAGCGUAUGCUAACGACGCAAUACCGAAUGCAUGAGAAGAUCAUGCGCUUUCCGUCCGACGAACUUUACGAUUCGAAACUUGUGGCUGCAGAUUUUGUCAAGGCGCGACUACUCAAGGACCUGAAGUACGAGGUGCAAGAGACAGAAGACACUACGGAGCCGCUCGUCUUCUGGGAUACCCAAGGUGGAGAUUUUCCCGAAAAGGUCGAAGACGAAGGCGUGAUUGGGAAAGGUGGCAAAGGUAUGAGUCUUGGCGAUAGCAAGUCUAACGAGGCCGAGGCGGCACUGGUUCGAAUGCACGUCAGAAAUCUGGUGGGUGCCGGCGUAAAGCCCGAGGAUAUUGCAGUUGUUACGCCAUACAAUGCGCAGCUCGCAUUGCUUGGUGGAAUGCUCAAAGAAGAGUAUCCUAGCAUGGAGCUGGGAUCCGUUGACGGGUUUCAAGGCAGAGAGAAAGAAGCUGUCAUUGUCAGCACGGUGCGGAGCAAUGCAGAGCAUGAAGUUGGCUUCCUGGGCGAAAAGAGACGACUCAACGCUGCAGAAGGCCUCUGUGGUGAUGAUGUGCUAAUGAGGAUUACCGGAUUAGUGGCCAUGACACGCCCAAAGCGGCAUCUCUGUGUGAUUGGAGAUUCGGAGACAAUGAGCAAGUAA
Molecule: messenger RNA, 2091 nt
Organism: Bipolaris victoriae FI3
Lineage: Eukaryota; Fungi; Ascomycota; Dothideomycetes; Pleosporales; Pleosporaceae
Exons: 5
Coding region: 1-2091 (696 amino acids)
Molecular function (GO): 5'-3' DNA helicase activity; ATP hydrolysis activity; RNA binding
Source: RefSeq, a predicted model, not a curated record